CUCUCUCUCUCUCUCUUCCGCAACUUUUUCCCUCCAGCCAAGCCCUCUUUCAGAUCUCGGCGGCGAUGGAUCCAAAUCGGCGAGCUUAAGUAUAACCCACGACCUUACUGAUUCCGGCUUGAGCUUGAAAUCCUGCGAAUUUGGUGCUUUUCUGUUGCUGAUCUCUCUUUCUGUUCAUCUGAUGGCUUCAAUCCGGCGAACUCUCUCGCCGGUGUAUCACGAUCGUCCGUACGAGAAUGGCGGUGCACCAUUCUCGCCAUCUUCUAUGUCAUCACCUUCUCACAAGGGUAGCAGUAAACACAAUUCCUCGCAGAUUCUCUCAUAUCUCAACAAGCUUUCCGGAGCGACGACGUCUGACCCUAAAAGCUCGCGGAGAGGUGGAUGGCGACGACCGUUUUUCCAAUUCAUCGCUUUCUUUCUUCUUGGGUUUCUAUUAGGUAUGACACCGUACGGGCAAAUGGAAGAUGUUAACGGUACCGAUCGUUUCUCCUUCGAGAUCAAACCGCCGAAUGUUGAAGAAAGGGUUGAGAACGGGAAACGGGAAGAGGUAGCAGUAGAUGGGGUAAGUUUCGUGGCGGAGGCUGAGCUUGGGAAGAAGGAGAUGAUGAUUAAGGAGGAGGAUUUCAAUUUUGUGCCGAGGAAGCUCAUAAUUGUUGUCACACCAACUUACAAUCGAGCGAUGCAGGCGUAUUACUUGAACAGGAUUGCUCAAACGCUGAGGCUAGUGGAGCCGCCUGUGCUGUGGAUAGUGGUGGAGGGAAAUGCGGCGUCGUUUGAGACCUCAGAGAUUCUGAGAAAGACGGGAGUUAUGUACAGACACUUGGUUUGCAAGAGGAACAUGACGAGUAUCAAGGACAGAGGGGUUCACCAGAGAAACACUGCAUUGGAACAUAUUGAGUUGCACAAGCUCGAUGGGAUUGUUUACUUCGCUGAUGAUGACAACAUCUACUCGCUUGAGCUGUUUCAAAGCUUAAGGCAAAUCAGUCGAUUUGGAACUUGGCCUGUUGCGAUGCUAGCGCCAAGCAAAAACAAGGCGAUCCUUGAAGGUCCAGUAUGCAACGGAAGUCAAGUAAUCGGAUGGCACACUAAUGAAAAGAGUAAAAGACUACGGAGAUUCCAUGUGGAUAUGUCGGGAUUCGCUUUCAACAGCACUAUACUUUGGGACCCUAAAAGGUGGCGACGUCCCUUUUCACAUCCAACCCGCCAACUAGACACGGUGAAGGAAGGUUUCCAAGAGACAACAUUUAUAGAGCAGGUGGUGGCAGAUGAAAGCGAGAUGGAAGGUGUUCCACCAGCUUGCUCGAGGAUACUGAACUGGCAUCUUCACUUGGAUGCACGGGAUGUCCCUUAUCCACAAGGAUGGGUGAUCCAGAAGAAUCUCGAAGCUCUCAUAACUGUGAAUUAGUGUGAAGAUACAACUUUUGACUGGUAAAUGUUCCGUUCGCCCUGCGCCCGACAGUAUAUGAUUCAACGGGAAUCACACACAAGGGAUAGAUUGAUACAAUCUAAUAGGGCUAUGAACUCUUGAAGUUCGGUGUUCAGGAAUUACAAGCAAAACGUGAACUCAAGAACAUGAAAAUUUUGUAUGUUUUGGGUUUGGUGUUUUUACUGUAAGAUGGUUCCCAUUAUAUUACCUUCUGAGAUGGAUUAUUUCACGCCAUUUUCAUUU
Messenger RNA from Eutrema salsugineum, 1669 nucleotides. RefSeq names its product probable beta-1,4-xylosyltransferase IRX9H. Gene Ontology annotation, molecular function: xylosyltransferase activity; galactosylgalactosylxylosylprotein 3-beta-glucuronosyltransferase activity. The record is from RefSeq and is a predicted model, not a curated record. Gene Ontology annotation, cellular component: Golgi membrane. Lineage: Eukaryota; Viridiplantae; Streptophyta; Magnoliopsida; Brassicales; Brassicaceae. Bases 182 to 1405 code for a protein of 407 amino acids. The transcript has 3 exons. Gene Ontology annotation, biological process: plant-type secondary cell wall biogenesis; glucuronoxylan biosynthetic process.